Messenger RNA from Emiliania huxleyi CCMP1516, 1946 nucleotides. RefSeq lists its product as hypothetical. Gene Ontology annotation, biological process: carbohydrate metabolic process. The record is from RefSeq and is a predicted model, not a curated record. The transcript is spliced from 17 exons. The coding region runs from base 15 to 1946 and encodes 643 amino acids. Lineage: Eukaryota; Haptophyta; Isochrysidales; Noelaerhabdaceae.
AUCAGCCACUUAUCAUGGCCGGUCUACUCUGGGCUGACCCAGCCGGCGAGUACGCGCCGCUGGACCCCUCUUCACCCAACGCUCGACCGCGCCCAGAGCGAGCAUCAAGCAUCUGGCCGCUGCGUCUCGCCACCGUGGUCGCACUCACGCUCUGCAGCGCGACCUUUGCGCCAGCUGCAGCGGGCCGGAUCCUGCUUGCCGUGAAGUUAAUGCGGCAGUCGCCGCCGCCACCACCUCCAAAUCCUCCUCCGCCUCCACCUCCUCCGCCGCCGCCGCCGCGCCUGCGCCCGCCGCCGCCGCCGCCGCCGCCGCCGCCGCCACCAUCGCCGCGCCUGCGACCUCCGCAAAUCGAGACUGCGCCCUUCGCUUUUGUCCUAAACGAGUCGCGGGCGUGGGUGGAGCAGCACGUCCCCUAUUUCCACAGCUCUGACGAGGACCUCAACACCGCCUACUGGUACCGCUGGCGCGUCUUCCACCUACACCUCGCUCGCGCGCCGAAGAGCCAGCGCACACCCGGCUGCGACCCAAAGGGCUGCCACGUCAUCACCGAGUUCCUCAAGAAGGUUCCGUGGAGCGGGCCCGCCAACACCAUCGUCUGCCCGGCUGGACACCACUUUGCGGAGGCUCGCUGGGUCAAGGACGGCCGGUACGCGGGCGACUACGCGCGCUUCUGGCUGCGCGGCGCCGGCUGGAGGAAGCAGUACACCUUUUGGCUGGCUCACCCCUGCAGGCACUCGCUGCUCGUCGAUGCGCGGCCUGGGGCGGCCGGCUCGCUAGCGCACGAGCUGCUGCCCGCACUCGAGGCAAACUACCGCGACUGGAGCUGCCACGCCGACGGGCAAGAGAACUCGGCGACGCUCGACGGCGUGCCGCCCCCACCGUCGACGCGGUCAGACCUCUCCUUCUUCACCACCCUCGCGCAGCCGCCGCCCAAAUCGCUGCACGCCGAGAUCACGUGGUACCGCAGGAAAGACUCGCCGACCAAGGGCAACAGCCAGUCCGUGCAGACCUACUUCGGCUGCCUCGCCUGCCCGCGGGGACGCGCCUGCCCGCCGGAGCGAGGGUGGCCGGUCGGCAAGCUGGUCCCGGUCCGCGAGCUGUCGGCACUCACUUCGCCGUGGUACUUCGGCGCGGUCCCCGCCGCCCCAGCCGGCCGGUCGCGCAAGUUCGCCACCGCCUGGGCGCAGCUGCACGACGCGAAGGGCUUCGCCUCCCCGUGGGGUCCGAGGACGACCGAGCGGCGCUCGCAAUGCUACAACUUCUCCAACGCCGCACAGUGCAACUGGAACGGCCCCGUGUGGCCGUUUGAGGUGUCCAAGGCCGCCACCGCGCUCGCGGAGCUGCUGCAGACUCACCCGCCGCAGCCCCACGCCGGCAUCGCCGCAUGGGAGGCGCUGAUGCUGACCUACGCACGCGCGCACACCCGCGCGCGUGCCGAGGGGAGGGCGCCUCCGCACGUGGACGAGGACUUGCACCCCGAGGACGGCUACUGGAUCACGAGGCGCAAGCUGCACGGCGUGCGGCCUUGGGCGGGCGCGGGCGGGCUUGGAGCCUCCAACGGGCGCGACUGGCUCGCGAAGCGUGGCGACCACUACUUCCACUCCUCCUUCACCGACCUCGUGCUCGGAGGCGUCGCGGGCCUCCGCGCAGGGGCCGAGUUCGUCGAGGUGCGUCCGCUCACGACGCUGCGCCACUGGGCCGUCACGGGCGCUCGUGUCAAGGGCUUCGCGCUCGACGUGGUCUGGGACGCCGACGGCUCUCGGUACGGGCUCGGGGCGGGGCUCCACGUCUGGGCGGACCACGCACACCUCCUCUCCACGCCGCCGGUGACCGUCGACGCCGGCUCGCCGUCUGGGGGCGUGCGCGGCAGGGCGGCCGACAUGCGGGCUGUGCCCGCGCGCGUGCGCCGCAGCGGCCAGCGCGCGUUCUUUUUUUUCUCAACUUAA